GAAGCUUCAAGAUGGCUCCCGUACAGUGGCUAUCAUCGGGCUCUCCCGUGGCCGUCACGCCGCCCAUAACCCCCCAACCCACAUCGUCCUCCCCGACUGCGUCCCCCGCGUCGAUUCCGCCGCCGCCGAGCUCUCCAAACGCCGUAGAAGCGACGCCACAGAGCCCGGAAGUCUCCAAACUGCCGUCGCCAGGCGGUCCUGACUCCAUGGACUACAAAACGGUGACGUUCACAGUGUCACCGCCUCCUUUUAACCGACGAGGCAGCCGUGAUAUCAACCGCCCGCUAUUUAGCGAGCGACAGCGCUUCACACCCACAGCGGACAAGCUCGUACUCGUCAUGGUGGGUCUCCCCGCUCGCGGCAAGUCGUUUAUCGCCAAGAAACUGUGGAAAUUCUUCUGCUGGAAAGGCCUUAAGUGCGAAGUCUUCAACGUGGGGCAACUACGCCGAGCCAAAAGCUCUGGAGCCAAGCAGGAUCACUCUUUCUUCGACCCAAACAACGCCAAAGCCAAAGAAGAGCGGGAGCUGCUCGCUCUCGAGUCCUUGAAGCAAGUGCAGCGCUGGUUUAUCGGCGAGAAUGGAGAGAAAGGGGGCGACGUGGCGGUCUUCGACGCCACAAACACCACCAAGAUGAGGAGGAAAAUGCUGCGCGAUACCUUCAGCACCUUCGCCGCAGAGCACAAGACCAGCGUGCACGUGGUGUUUGUGGAGAGUAUUUGCACCAGUGAGGCUGUGAUCAACGCCAACGUCAAGCAGAAGGUCGAGAGCAGUCCAGACUACCGCAAUAUGCCCGAAGAAGAAGCGUUUGCCGACUUGAAGCAGAGGCUGAAGAACUAUGAAGCAGCCUACGAAGCUCUGGAGGACGAGGAAGACUGCAGCUACAUCAAACUGUUCGAUAUGCAGUCGAAAGUGCACGCCAAGGGCAUCUACGGACAUGUAGCCAAGUCCAUCUUGCCUUACAUGAUGAGCUUCCACAUCGAACACCGCCCCAUCUGGCUGGUGCGUGCUGGCCACUGCACGGAAGUGCGUCGGGACUUUAAGGCUAUUAUCAAGGACCCGUGUGUGGCGCCACGCUCGGCCCACUUGAGUACACUCGGCGUGGACUUUGCCUAUCGUCUAGGCGAGUUUGUGAAGCAGCGGACGAUGGUGUGGAUGGAGAACGAAGGCAUCAUGCCAGAGGAUAACCCCACCGAGUGUCUCGUGAUGACUUCCACGCUGCCUCGUGCUGUGCAGACUGCAGAUUUCCUUCCUUGCGUCAAGCGGAUGCAAAUGGCGACUCUGAACCCGCUGGACAAGGGCGAAUGCUACGGACUGACGAUGGAUCAGAUGAAGGAGCAGAUGCCAGAAGCGUUUGCUGCCUACGAGCAGGAUCCGUGGCGUACGCGCUUCCCUGGGGGCGAGUCGUACCAAGAUCUGAUGUUGCGUCUGGAGCCAAUUCUGAUCGACAUCGAGCAACACACGGGACCUGUGCUCGUGGUGUCCCAUAUCUCCACGCUGCAAGUACUUUACUCGUACUUCCUGGGCGUGCCCAUUGAAAGCUGCCCGGCUCUGGAGAUCCCCUUCCACUCGGUGCUCGAGCUCGUGCCCAACCAGGACGGCUGGACCAAAACUGUAUUUAACAUGCGCGUGUGAGGUGACAGCACCUUUCUCUCUCUCUUUAUUCCCAAGUAUAAACCCUUUGCAGGACCCCAAGAAGUCAACACGACAUGAUUCCACCGUCU
Molecule: messenger RNA, 1720 nt
Organism: Phytophthora infestans T30-4
Lineage: Eukaryota; Oomycota; Peronosporomycetes; Peronosporales; Peronosporaceae
Product: 6-phosphofructo-2-kinase/fructose-2,6-biphosphatase, putative
Exons: 2
Coding region: 12-1631 (539 amino acids)
Biological process (GO): fructose metabolic process; fructose 2,6-bisphosphate metabolic process
Cellular component (GO): cytosol
Molecular function (GO): fructose-2,6-bisphosphate 2-phosphatase activity; 6-phosphofructo-2-kinase activity; ATP binding
Source: RefSeq, a predicted model, not a curated record